Messenger RNA from Colletes gigas, 1077 nucleotides. RefSeq names its product ADP-ribosylation factor-like protein 16. The transcript has 2 exons. Gene Ontology annotation, molecular function: GTPase activity; GTP binding. Bases 120 to 647 code for a protein of 175 amino acids. Lineage: Eukaryota; Metazoa; Arthropoda; Insecta; Hymenoptera; Colletidae. The record is from RefSeq and is a predicted model, not a curated record.
UUAAAUCAAUAAAUCUUUGUGCAUAUACAUAUGAAAUGGUUUAUCAAUUUAUAAGGAGAGUAUAACAAAUAAAACGCAUCAGAACAUUGACGUUCGUUGAAUUUGAUAAAUUUUUAAUAAUGUGUCUUUGUCUUGGUCCAACUAAAUCUGGUAAAACCUUUCUGAUGAAACGUUUACAAGGAGAUGAAAUAGAUGAUGCGACUCAUACUAUUUCUACUAAUGGUAUGAACCAUUUUACAAUAAAAAAUAGCACAGGUGAAUUCGACAUGAUUAUUAAAGAGAUUGGCGGUAGCAUGGCACCAAUAUGGAAAUACUACUUCGAUAAGAUUCGAAAGAUCAUUUACGUAGUGGACGCGAGUAAUCUUUGUCAGAUAAGCGCAGCUGGAGUAUUACUUUACUCAUUGUUAGUCGAGCCUAAACUGCGAAAUAUAAAAAUUGCAUUAACGCUGAACAAAAUGGAUCUUUCAUAUCGUCAAAUGCGUAACGAAGCCUUACUCAUACUUCAAUAUUCACGACUAAAGAAAGAAGUUACACAAGAGCUCACUACGUUUGAAACUAGCGGAAUGACCGGAGAAGGUAUUGAAGAUAUAAGAGACUGGUUGUUCGAUCCAGCCACUUUAAAAGCUGCAAUAAAUGCAAACAAAUGAAAUUAGUACAUAGUAUGAAAUAAUUCUACCUGAAAAUGGACAUUUCCUUUUAUUUACACUCAUUCUUACAAGGUUAUAGUGAUGCUAUGGAUAACUUUUUAACUAACACCAACAUUAUUAUUAUUUAACUUAUUAUCGGAUCUUUGACGGAUUAUUAUGUUUAUUACACUCAAGGAUAGAUAUUUACUUUAAGAGUAGACAUAGAACUUUAAUUUUUAUGGCUCGAUAUUAUAUUAAUUUAUAUGAACAUUAACAUUUCUUUUUAAACAUUUCAAAACGAAAAAAAAUAGUUAUCUCCAUAAUUAUACGACUGUUGAUCAAAAAGUUCACGAAUUUAUUUAAAAUUAAUACUAUUUGCCGAUUAUUAUUAACGAUCAUACAAGAUACAUUGUACCAAUAUGAAUUCGCAAAUAGUAUGAUAUAAUAAUAU